CAUCAGCUCGAUGAUGAGUGUCAGUCUACGAUGGCUCGAUAGGAGGGUAAAAUAUCAUCGUCUUUACCAUGCUCGGAAAUAAGCGUUUAGGAUGCCUAAUUAUCUUUGAGUAAGCCAAUCUGCAAAGGCGGAUUUGUUAACACAAUACAGAAUUGGCCAGACCGUGAAAAUUGCACCAAUUAGUGUUCGUGGUUAAAGCCCUUGUUAUCAAUAGCGAGUGAUCAAUCUCACGCUAACAAACAAUGAAUCACAGAGUCCUCUUCAUGGAUGGAUCACAUAUCUUGCUCAUCUUGCUGAUUAUCUCAUCGAUAGCAGCCGAGGAAGAGUUGCUGUUCAGAAGACAGUACACUGAUUUGAACUGGACUUGGCUCACGACCUUUCGCUUUGCAGACGGCGCCGGGUUGCGCUCCCUAGUACUCAAAGUCUGGUUCUCAUCAUAUCCACAGUGGCGCCGAGACUCUUCCACCCAGGAGUACACAACAUGUGACCUUCAGCAGACGCUGACCAACAGCACAGACAGCUGGCUCAUAUCCGACUACAUUCCAUUGCAGCCUGCUGUCGCGGUCACCCUGUGGCUAACCUUUACGGUUCGCGAAUGUCCGAGCAGUCUUCCUCACUGCAGGCAACAUUUCGCUGUGUAUACCCGCCACUCGGCUGGCCAAAUAUCCGAGGGCGUGUCUAAGGUUGACAUCCAGUCGGGGAAUUUCACAUUAAUAGGGAACGCCACCGCAAGCGCAGUGUGGGCCCCAGGCCAACCGCGCGUUCAUAACAGUGUCAGCAUGACUUUCCCAGCGGGAAAUGCGGGUGUGUAUAUUGGCUUUCAGGAUGUUGGCGCAUGCGUGGCUGUGAGGGAGGUUCGAAUGACGUAUCAAUACUGUAGUGAGGUCGUGGCGAGUGAUGGUGCCGUUUUCAAUCGCACUGUGGCACCCCUCCCCGGGACAGUAGCGCAGGUCAGCGGUAUCUGCCAAGGGAUGACACAACCCUUUUCAAAUAGUUCGACGCAUGCGCAGUGUCUGAGCGAUGGACGCUGGAAUAUUAGUGCGGAGGUCACGUGUCAGUGCCAGGCUGGAUAUCAGCCCGUGUCUAGGUUGUGUGAAGCAUGCCCUUCAGGGAUGUUCAAGGCUGAAUCGGGAAACACGCCAUGCAAACAAUGCCCGGAUAACUCUUCCCCAAACGAUACACGGGAUGCCUGUGUGUGCAAUCCGGGAUAUUACCGAAUGCUAAGUGAGCCACGUGACGGGAAAUGCACAACCACCCCGUCAGCCCCAAGAGACCUCAUUUCGGUCUCAAUUCAACCGGAUACCCUGCUGCUAUCAUGGAAGCCACCGCUGGAAGAUGGCGGCCGUAGUGACCUUACUUACAUAAUCACAUGUAGACGCUGUCACAAUGGCAACGAUUCUGAUGUUUGUGAUUUGGACUGUGAAAGAAGCAUAGCAUUUACACCCAUAGCCAAUCAAAGUGUGUAUACACACGUGACCAUAUCAGGCUUGAGCCCAGGCUCUCGAUAUGUGCUGAGAGUGUCCUCGCGGAACGGAGUGACCAGCUUCGCUGACGGCUCCGCAAUUCGGUUUAUCGAGGUCAAUGUAACACUACCGAUACGAGAAGCCCUCAAAGUACGCACAACCUACGUCAUGGGAAACAUGGCUGUGCUCUCAUGGUCCUCUCUAAACGUGACACUGUUGUCAACAGUCUGUAAGAAAUGUGACACCAUGGACUAUGAUUGCGUGACUUGUAACGCAACCUGUGGCGACACAUUUAUGAUUAAGGCAAAGGACAGUGUUCUCAUAGCAACAGGGCUUGAGGAGAAGACUAAAUAUCAUUUGGCGUUUGAGGUUAUCGAGACGCAAAGUAACAGAAGUAGUAACGCAACUGUAUGUGUGACCACCGCAGAUCGCGUGAAUGGAGAGGGUGAUAGCAAGCCUAAAGGUGCUGGAGAGGCAAACAAGGAGAACAUUGUUACCACAUCCUCGAUACUUGUACUGGCUCUGUCUAGCGGGCUUCUACUCUGCUCUGGGAUUAUGCUUAUUGUCACAUUACACUUGCGACGACGUUGGUACAAAAGGGCUAAGGACCACAGGGAGCCAGAGUCGCAGGACGGGGAAAGUUACGGAGUAGAAAAUAUUCUAUACAUGGAAGAGAGGUACAUGAACUCCAAGCCGGAAAACGAUGCAAGGAACGCCACAGCAACUAACGUCCGACUCAAAAGACAGCAAAACAAUAACGAACAUCCAAGUUAAUAAGACUGAUUCAUUAGCCUCUGUGCUAUACGGAUACACCGAUUUAAAACUGGGUUGCACCCGAGAAUUCUUGUUGUCCUUGCCUGAUGGUUAACGUAUAAAUGGCUGGAUUCUGGUCUUUGAAAACCACGUAAAUGUUAACAGGCACAAAAACAAUAGUACACCUUUACAAACCUGGGUUUAUUUCUCAUUUGAUACCAACAAGGCACUGCGGGUUACGUCACAUGGAUUCUCCGAAUGCGUUAUUUGAAAUACGUGUAUACCCAGGUCAACCAGUAUAUUUCAACAAACUUAGAGACUGGUGAGCAUAAUCUUUGGGACCUCUGGUUUACUGUGUGGUACUGGUUUCAGAUUCCUUAGCCCAAUCGUUAUGAAGGGCUAUUUAUAUAUGCUAUUUCCAAGAACGUCUGGAGCUUUUUUUUCGAAAAUAGUCAACCUCAAACGGCGUCAACAACAGGAACAUCAAACUGGAGAUCAAAAUCAACCGAUACUCUUUUUUGAUAAGAACGUCUAAUUUUCAGUUGAGGAUGCACCGUUCUUAUUUUUUAAGCAUUUUUUAAAAUGCUGAAAAUGUUCUUAAAUUCAAUGCAUAAAAAAUAAUACUCAAUGAAUCAUAAGAAAAGAAUAACACACAUGAUCUAUGAACACAAUUAGAUUCUGCAUUUUGGAACGCAUCACAUUUUGACAAAUUUAGGUAUAUAUACUUUACGGCCAGACUUUCCGGAGGCCCUUUCGUACUAUAACCCAUUACCCCUGGCCACACACACACAAAAAACAACAGUAAUGACAGCAAAAUGGCCUUCAAGGGAUGAACAUUGUGUUUCGAGGCCAUAGAAAUGGACCUGGAGGAGCAUAAUAAACAUCUCUGCUUCUUAA
This is a messenger RNA of Nematostella vectensis (starlet sea anemone), 3113 nucleotides long. Its product is annotated as ephrin type-B receptor 4. Gene Ontology annotation, biological process: axon guidance. Bases 243 to 2237 code for a protein of 664 amino acids. Gene Ontology annotation, molecular function: protein binding; transmembrane-ephrin receptor activity. The transcript is spliced from 8 exons. Lineage: Eukaryota; Metazoa; Cnidaria; Anthozoa; Actiniaria; Edwardsiidae. The record is from RefSeq and is a predicted model, not a curated record. Gene Ontology annotation, cellular component: neuron projection.